Messenger RNA from Cryptotermes secundus, 6810 nucleotides. It is a transcript of the gene Nup153, whose product is annotated as nuclear pore complex protein Nup153. Gene Ontology annotation, biological process: RNA export from nucleus; protein import into nucleus. Lineage: Eukaryota; Metazoa; Arthropoda; Insecta; Blattodea; Kalotermitidae. Gene Ontology annotation, cellular component: nuclear pore. The coding region runs from base 135 to 4832 and encodes 1565 amino acids. The record is from RefSeq and is a predicted model, not a curated record. The transcript is spliced from 10 exons. Gene Ontology annotation, molecular function: structural constituent of nuclear pore.
CACGUGUGGCCUCCGACCAAUUGGAGUUAACGUAGAUGCCGCCAUGUUAACCUAUCUAGGGGCUAUAGGUGUCAGGAAAUUAUUUGGAACCAGAAAAGCGAAGUCAUAAAUGUGGUUUUAAUAACGGAGAAAGUAUGGCUAAAGGAAGUAGUGGUUUAAGGAAGAAGAAAUUGCAUUCUUCGAAACCCUAUGAUGUCUCAAAUUCAUUUGUGAAGAAAGUCACUUCUCGUGUAACAAACCUACUUCCACAACCAGCAUGGCUGAGCAAGUGGUUUACUGCAUCUGUGGAUGCGGUUAAUUCAAAUGACUCUGGUUCAGAGGAUGACGAUGAUGAUACUGCUAAUAUGCACACACAUCCAGUAAAGCGAGCCAAGAUUGAAUUGAAUCAACCGUUUCCUCCAAAUAGUUUUAAAGUAUCUACAAUUGGUAAUGACCAAGUAUCAAGCCAACAAGCAAGCACAUUGAGAAUUGUCCAAGAUGACAGCACAGAUGGUGCAGUGGCAGGGCCAAGCGGAGUCAGUACAAGACAACUUAUAUCCUCCACUCCAAAUAUUCGGUCAACAGGAUCACAUCUGUUGGCUAGUGCAGGACAGAAGAUGAAUGUAUGUUUUCUAUUUAAAGGAGAUGACCAAUCAGAAGGUAGUGAAUCUACAAGUGGCUGUUCGUCGGUACCCCAAGCUAACCGACAGAUGGGGGCUGGUGGAGAAUCAAUUAGCAGUUUGUUAGGGCGAAGGCGGAGCAUGGACGAAAAGCUGAACUUCACUGGACAUCUUCAGAGACCACGGUCCUUGUUCUCUGACCGAAGUCAUAGCCGCAGCCCACAUCUGAACUCUCCUGUUAAGAGAAGAAACCCAUCAUUCAACGCAUCUGCUUUUGGCUCACCACUUGUAGGAAAGGACAACUCUUCUUCCAAGAGUACUGUUAUCAGUUCACCAUUCUAUACUGGGAGGACGACAUAUGGUGGAGCUUCUGCCUACAGAGCUACCAGGAACAAGACUUUUAUUCACAGUGAGGCUGUAUCUCGCAAAGACUGUGGUGUCCAAAUAAAGCCUGUAAAUUGUGUGCCAGAUCCAUUAAGCAGCAUGAGCACAGCGGCAUAUCGUAUUCUAGAGGCAUUAGAACGACUCUCAACACCAGUUCUUGAUGCUAAACGUAUCCCUCUGGAGCCCUCACCUCCACCACUUAGUAACAAGCGUAAGCGUCUGCAUGGUACAGACCUACGACUGGGUCAGGCACCUCAUACCCCAAAGUCAGCGUGUGGUCUGACUAUUCCCACUGUGCCAGAUCUGCUGAAAAUGAAACACCAUGAGAAGUUGCAGGACUCUUCUCAGUCUGCACCUCCUACUGCUACUUCAUCUGCUCCUAGCAACUUCAAUCACGAGUAUAAACUUAGGUUUGAGGAUGAUGGGAAGGAAGGAAGGCACGUGGGAAAGAUCAGAGGCAAAGUGAAAGAACUUGAAGAAGGAACCGUGGAAGCAGUAAACCUCCCCCAUAUUUCACUACCACUUACAUCUGUUCCAAAGUUUGAUUUUGUAGUUCCUCCAGCAGCUGACAUGCCUGCAGGCAUCAGUACCUUCAAGUUUGCUUCCCCAAUCAUUGUUAAGGAGAAUGCAAGGACAUGUUUACCUAAUGAUAACUUUGCUCUCAGUGAUCCCCUCAGUGCUGUAGGUAAUAAGAAAAUCACAGUGGAUACAAAAAGUAAUUGUGAUGAUACUUCCAUUCCAAAUUGUCCUACAAAAUUAAGUGGAGUGCAGUUUGUAUCUAGAAGUGACAAUAAGAAGAAUGAGGGUGAAAUUGCGUCACAUAAGAACAGUAAUGAUGGUGAGAUGUGUUUCGGCAUUAAGCGAGCCACAAAACGGGCAGCAUGUGGUGUAAUGGACAUUCAAGGAAAGAAGCCGUAUUGUACUGAUAAGGCAGAAUUGAAGGAGGUUGAUUCAAGUAGCAUCUCUUUAGAUAAGUUGAAACCGGCCCCUGAAAUUUGGGAGUGUGGAGACUGCAUGAUCCACAAUAGAAUCGAUGACACGAAGUGUCUUGCCUGCAAGGCUCCUCGUACAUCUGCUGGAUCACUGACUUCCACUGCAGCCAGUACGCCAGAAUGUCCCAGAAUUCAAGUCAGUGCAUCAGAUGUUAUGUGGGAAUGCAGUUCCUGCCAUGUACAUAAUCUGUACAGUGCUACAGUGUGCAGCAAGUGCUUAGUAGCAAGGACAGAAGGCCUAUCUCAUGGUAAAAACUCAGCACAUCCUGCAAUGUCAGUUAAUGGUUCUGGCAGGAAAUUCAAACCUAGUGAGACUUGGGAAUGUGGAACGUGUGCAGUAAGGAAUCGAAACUCCCUGAAGCAUUGUCAUGCCUGUGAAACCAGAAGACCAGUAUUAGCUGCAACCAGAACACCAGUGUCAACUGCCAAACCAACACAGACAUCUGUAAAUUCCACACUUGAGCUUGGAUUUGGAGACAAAUUUAAGAAACCACCAGGAUCAUGGGAUUGCCCAGAUUGCAUGCUGCAGAACAAGAGUGAAUCAUUGCAUUGUGUAGCAUGUCAGAAAGUCAAACCCGGUUCAGAAUCCCAGUCACCCAUAAAUUUGAUUGUUGUACUUGAUAAGGCUGGUGUGUCAGUAAAGGAGUCCAACAAUGCCUCUUCAUCAAACUUGCAAAGUAUCUGUUUUGGUGAAACGAAGGUCAUACCUGUAACAACUAUCUCCUUUUUAGUAACUCAGGCCAGUGAAACAAAAAGCGUAACAUUGGCUACCAAACCAACUCAAACGUCACCUGCACAGUCCACAGUUGGUAUGUUGUUUGGAGACGGGUUCAAGAAAACAUCUGGAAUGUGGAAUUGCUCAAAGUGUAUGGUGCAGAACAACAGUGAUACACUGAAGUGUGUAGCUUGUGGGGGAGCCAGACCAGGUUCAGAGUUGCAUUCAGCCAUGAAGGUGAGUUUUGGAAUUGAUAAGGCUGGUGUUCCAGUAAAGGAAUCUGACAGUGCAUCUUCAUCAAACAUGCAGUUUUUCACAUUUACUGAACCCAAGGUUACAUCAGACAGUAUGCCUAAAACAACAGAGGCAUGCACAUUGGCUACUGCUUCCACUGGUUUUAGUUUUGGACCUGCAAUGAUGUCCCCAUCAGCAUCAGAAACUGUUGUGAAACCUGCAGAUACAAGCUCACUUUCACAAACAGCAUUUUCUUUUGGGAUUCCACAGCAUUCACAAUUCCAACCACCAGCAUCAAGUGAGGACCAGAAACUGCCUGGAGGUGAUCCAAAGAAACGCCGGUCAUCUGAAGUGAAAGAUGACAUUGCAAAUAAGGCCAUGUUUUCAUUUAAUGGAAGUAGUUUCACAAGUGAGAAUCCUAAUACAUCAACAGAGAUGGUACAAAGUGCAAAGUCUAAUUUAAGUUUUGGUGCAACUUUGGAAGACGCAGCUUCCACAGAUAUUAACAUGAGUUUGGUUGAGCCAGCUGCUGCUGUUCCUAGCAUUGGUUUUACUUCACCACAAGCUGCAUUUGGAAGCAGUACUGUUGCUGCCGUGACUGCCAGUAGUAAUAUUGAUUUUGGUAUUGCUACCUGUACACCAGCUGCCACUGUUACAACAGCAUCAGGUGUAUUUAAUUUUGGUGCAACAAGUCCAUGUGUAACAUUUGGAGGGUCUUCUCAACAAUCUGCCAGUACUUCUGGAAUCACAAAUGAAUUUGGUACAGCAUUGAAAACUGAUGCUCCUACUAUGUUUACUUUUAAUUCCAAUGUAAGUAAUAUGGAAACUGUUGGAGCUACCACAUCAAAUACACAGGUACCCAGCUUUGUACCAAUAAUGAACACUGCAACCAAUACAGCAUUUGGACCCUUAACCGCGACAGCCACUAUGUCACCUUCGUUGUCAAGUUUUGCUUCAGCCACCACAGCACCCAAUUUCGGUUUAGGAGCAAGAGAGACAACUCCAGCAUUUGGCACACCCAAUACAACUAUAAAUAGUGCCAUUACAACUUCUCCUACCUUUGGCAGUUUUCCAGCUCCAAAUUUCAAUACAGGAUUCUCUGCUAUUCAUGAACAGAAGCCAUUACUGCCAGACGUCACAAUGUCAACAGCCACUCCUGUGCCAUUCACAUUUGGUUCCAGUCUUGGGCAGGCAGCGCCAUAUGCUUUUGAUAACGUUCAGAAUGACCAAGGUUUGGCAAACAAGGGCACAUUUACUUUUGGUUCAGCCUCAACACCAGCAUCAAAUUCUGGAUUUAGCUUUGGGUCAAGUAAUCAAGUGCCAUUUCAUGUUGGGCCUGCUUACAAUUUUGGAUCCAGUGAAGUCACUACGUCUAGCACUGUAAUCCCAUCAAUGUUUCAAGCAGCAGGACCUGCUAGUGGUAAUGUGUUUGGGGCAUCAUCUUCAGUAUUUGGUGCCAACAAUUCUGGCAACAGUAACCCUGCACCUACCACUGCUGCUGGCCCAAGCCCUAGUCCAUUCAUCUUUGGCUCCAACCCUGCUCCUACCACUGCUUCUGGCCCAAUCCCUUGUCCAUUCAAGUUUGGCUCCAGUAGUUCACAGCCAAGUUCAAAUGUGUUUGGCUUCACAGCGAAUCAACCCACAGGAUCAACAAAUGUUCCAGUUCAGAACUUCACUAGCCCAGCAUCAAACUUCACCAGCCCAGCAUCAAACUUCACCUUUAACCAGUCACAGCCAGCUGCACAAUCUUCAUCGCAGCCUGUUGGCCCUACAUUUGACCCUUCUAUACGGCCCACUUUCAACUUCAGCAAGGGCGAAACACCUUCCUUUACAGCUACAGCUGCUGGUGAUGCUGUAAGGCCUGAACGUCGCUUCAAGAAAGCACUGAGGCGGACACAUCCUCGAUAAGAAAGUAGUGUGUUGCAGCUGUCAACUUUUGUGUGUUGAGUAUAAUUCUGGACAUGUGUGUGCUGUGAACAUUUGAAUUUUAGAAGUAAGUGUCAUAUGUAAUGAUUAAUAAUUAUGGAAAUAAAGGAAUUUUAAGAAAAAUUAGACCACGGAAAAUAUACAUUUCAGACACACUUUAACUAUAUAAAUUUGUGCAUUAGCUGCUAACAAUGCCAGAAGUCAGAGUCUCUUUAAAGAAAUUCUGAGCAUAUCUGUUUCAGGAUAAGUGGCAAUAUCUUUGGAAGUAAAGUAGUUUGUUUUCACAGGCUCUGUGUCACUGCCCUUGGGUGGUUACAUGUACUAUGCCUAUUUAGACAUGAUAGGAAUUGCUUCAUCUGAACUGUGGGAUAGUAGACAGUUUACUUGAAGUAACUGAGUAAUUAUUUAAAUAUAAAAUAUGUAACAAAAGUGGCAUUCAGAUACUGUAAAGAGAAAAACAGGAUUUUUGUUGCACAGCUGAAUGCCAUUUUCCAUUGCUGUGGUUUAGAUGUUCUCUAUGGCCUGGUUACUUUGACAAGAAUAGUGGUGUUAAUUUUGUCAUUACAAAAGCUCAUUUCAAAUUUGUGUUAAGUAACCAGGUGCUAGCUUAGGUUGUCUCACUUCUAUAUAGGAAUGCUAUGGACUGUGAACAUUCUCUGUAUUUUUGAGGGCUAUGUCCUCACUCCUCAUUCCUCACAUUUUCGGUAGAAUCACAGUUAAGAGUAUGUUUUCAUGUCAGAACAAUGUAUCUGUUACUAGGGUUAACAAUGGCCUUAAGAUGAGUGCCAUUUAUUUAAGAGAAUGUUCACAGUGUUAGUAUGUAAUUAAUAUAGUUGUUUUAGCAUUCUUAGUCCCCCUGCCCCUUUUUGUGUACUGGGAUGGAGUAUAUUAGUAACGAGACAUGUUUUUUACACACAUACACAUUUGUGGCCUGGCCCACAGAAUUUAUUUUGAAUUUUCAAUAUACCACUUGUAGUUGCGUGUGGUAUUGUUAUAAUAAAAAUAUGUGAAAUAUUCUCAUGAAAUUGCCAAAUGAUAAAUGGUAAUAAGAAUAUUCUAGAAAGCUUUUCUGUGAUAUUCUAGUGGGCCAGGUUAUUGGGCACAUAUGGUGAUGUAAAUGUUAGCUUGUGUAGAAGGCAGGCUCACUCCUCCACAAUUCUGCCAGGAAACAUGGAUUUCCUAUUCUUUUGAUGGGUGUGUGGCGUGAUGUGACUGUGUUGAAGAACACUCAUGAUUGUAUGCUGUGUUUUGGACAAAUAUUUGCAUAUAUGAAACUGUUUUUGAUUAGAAAAAAUAUAUAUGAAAGAUGCAUGAAAGGAGUUAGACUGCUUUGUGUGUAAAUAUGGUAUUAAAUGUUUUCGGCUGUUGUUUUCAUUAUAUGCUGAAAAUUUCAUCUGGACCAUACUGUAACAGGUCAGGCAUCAGACAUUUACCUUUAAAGGUUGUGAAUUCAAAUUGGCAUUCUCCAUUUUUAUGACAUUUUAAUGCGGUAAGUAGAUAGACAUUACAGUUCAUGUCAUGUAAGAUUGAUCUAUGAGAGAAUUUCAGGUUUUGACGUUUCAGCUUGUACAUACAAUCUUAGGGUGAAGUUUUCAGCAGCAACAAAAUAUUUGUGCCUUUAUUAUUUCCAUGGUGUAUAAGCUCCGGUUGUCAAAGGCAUGUUCCAGAAAUGUCAUAUGCCAUCAUUUGUUUUACCAUGUUUUCAAUAUGCAGCAUUUUUGAGAACUCCUGUACUAUAUAUUACAACAGUGUAUUUCUGGAUUCAGUCUUGACACCCAUUUCCUGCAGUGCUCAAUUAUGGUUACAGCAUAAAUAAAAUAAUAGGGUUAAGUUUGUUUAUCUACAAGUUGUUAACAAUAUCCAGUCUGUUUUGAGUUAUGUUGUAAUAUUAUUGAUUUCAUGGCAUAUGAUAUUUAUACACAUUAUUAUUUGGAAAUUAAAAGUCAGGUCUGUUGUGUUA